AUCAUAUACGCCAUCCUUCCGCCGUCGUCUUGUUCUUCCAAUUGCAACCUCAGAGCGGCAUCGCGUGUUUUGUGUGCUUCGCCAGACUGUCCUUUACGACCACCGAGCUCUUUCAGUCGCCGUCUCAAUGCAUCGUGUCGUUUCCAAAGCGUUGAGGACGAGCCAUAGAACCACUGUCCGCGCGUCGCUGUUCCGCGCUGCUGCACUGAAGCGAUCCUUUGCGACACCUACGAGAUCGUCGCAGCCUGCUGCCCAUGAGCCCUUGAGAUCCUCCAUGUUCUUCCGUCGCCUGCCUACCGCGCUGGUAUCCAGCAUCGUUGUCGGCUACGGCGCCUGGUACUCAUACAACGGCGGCAACGUCACGCUCUCUACGCCUGCUCUGGCUCGCAGCUUGGUGUCUAACCAGGGGCAGCAAACACCAGUAGAUACUACGCCUGCCUUGCCUACGAGAACGGUUCUUGUUGUGGGCGCCGACGAGCUACGCCAGGGAACGAUUGUCGGAGAGGAUCCUAUCUCAAAGUACACAACUGGCGACGAUCGCCGAAUCGUGGAGAUGCUUACACCCGAUCAAGCGACCGAGAAGCUGAGGAAGUUGGAGCAGUCUUUCUCUGUUAAUAGAGGGCAGGGUGUUACUAGAUACGAUCUGGUCCAAUUACCUAGCAACGACCCCAUUGAGGAUGACCACGCGGAGAAGAUUGUCGAGGUGCCUACCCGGGGUAAUGGAAAGAAUGACUGGAUGUUCUGGGGAGUCUUUGACGGUCACUCCGGCUGGACUACGUCUGCCACGCUUCGGGAGAGCCUGAUCAACUAUGUGGCUCGCGAACUUAACGAAACCUACAAAGCUGCCGGUGAGGUUGCUCCCGCUGAUGAAGCUAUCGACAAGGCCAUCCGAAGUGGCUUCACAAAUCUCGAUAAUGAAAUCGUGCACAAGAGCGUUGAGAAGGUGUUCAAGGGCAGCUCCAAGGCUGUUGCCGCCGAACUCCUCCAGCCAGCCCUCUCAGGGUCUUGCGCCUUGCUUUCAUUCUACGACACACAGAGCAAGCUGCUCCGCGUAGCCUGCACUGGCGACUCCAGAGCUGUUCUGGGAAGACGCUCUGAUUCUGGCAAAUGGACUGCCACUGCGCUGUCUGAGGACCAGACUGGCGGUAACCCCAACGAGGCCGCUCGCAUGCGCAAGGAACACCCUGGCGAAGAGAACGUUGUACGAAAUGGUCGCGUUCUGGGCGGUCUGGAGCCAACACGAGCCUUUGGUGAUGCUGUUUACAAAUGGAGCCGUGACACAGCGUACAAGCUGCGCGAAAACUUCUUUGGCCGCAGCCCAUCACCGCUACUCAAGACGCCCCCUUAUGUUACAGCUGAGCCUGUCAUUACUACCACCAAGGUCGAGCCUCAGAACGGCGACUUCUUGGUGCUUGCCACCGACGGUCUAUGGGAGAUGCUGACCAACGAGGAAGUGGUAGGCCUUGUGGGCCAGUGGAUUGAGUCGGAAGGCAAGCGUGGCGCUAGCUCACAGUUUGAAAAUGCUUGGGCCAAGAUCUUUGGCUCUGCUAACAAGCCGCUCCCCGUGGAGGAGAGCAAGACGGGCAAUGGCGAGGGCCAGAAGACACCUAUCCGCGUUCAGCAAUGGGGACUUAACCCGGAAGCCAAGGACCGCUUUGUCGUCAAGGACAAGAACGUUGCUACUCAUUUGGUGCGCAAUGCCCUCGGCGGCACUAAUGAGGACCAGAUGCGAGCCCUUCUCACUCUUCCUGCACCUUUUGCGCGAAGAUACCGUGAUGACUUGACAGUGCAGGUCAUCUUCUUUGGUAACGGCGAGAAGACGGGCGAGGUCUCGGUCAACCAUGAAGCUACUGCUGGCAAUGAGAUCCCUAAACCCAAGCUCUAA
Molecule: messenger RNA, 1885 nt
Organism: [Torrubiella] hemipterigena
Lineage: Eukaryota; Fungi; Ascomycota; Sordariomycetes; Hypocreales; Clavicipitaceae
Source: the annotation of a GenBank genome assembly